Messenger RNA from Aspergillus campestris IBT 28561, 3036 nucleotides. RefSeq names its product fibronectin type III domain protein. The transcript has 9 exons. The record is from RefSeq and is a predicted model, not a curated record. Bases 1 to 3036 code for a protein of 1011 amino acids. Lineage: Eukaryota; Fungi; Ascomycota; Eurotiomycetes; Eurotiales; Aspergillaceae. Gene Ontology annotation, molecular function: protein binding.
AUGCACGGAAAACCAUGGCAUGGCCUGGCGGCCAUUGCUACCUUUAGUAGUUAUGCCCUUGCAAAUCCUUUUGGACAUUGGAAUAUGCCCGGGAAUGCAAGUGUGGAUACCGAGCGCUUGAUGGCGAGAGACACAACUGAAUUCGACCAGACAGAUCUUUCCUUUAUCAAAAGAAUGGCCGCCCUUGGUGACUCCUACUCGGCCGGAAUUGGCGCUGGUGGACGGCUUGGAACUAUUGUUGGAGCUCUUGACCCGAGCAAUUGGGCGUGCAGUCGCUAUGAUCACGCGUAUCCCUAUCUCGUCCAUACUGAUGACCGACUGGGUGAUGAAGAUGCACGCACGUUUCAGUUUAUGUCAUGUUCUGGUGCAGUCAUUAGCAACGUCGUCAACGACCAGAUCCCUAACAUUAGCGGGGACCAGCAGCUUAUCUUGCUAUCAGCUGGUGGCAAUGAUGUUGAGCUCUCGAACAUCCUGAACCAGUGUAUCUUCCAAUGGGCCGUAUUCAACCCUACUCAAGUGAAUGUAGCAAAGACUGCCGCUCUUGAAAAUUCACAAUAUACAUGGGCGAAGACCUUUGACUGGGAAUCAAUAGGUCGUGGCUGCGAUGGGCAGCUAGCUCGCACAAAACAACUUAUUGCUGCAGAUGCUUUCAGCAAAAGUCUUGAUUCUGUUAUAUCGGCAGCAAAGAAAAAGCUGGGAUCUGAUUAUGCCAAAUUCUUCGCCGAAGAUCUAUCAUCCGCGUGCGAUAGUGUUAGCUGGUCAACCUGGAUUUAUAAAUCAUACAACAUGUUCCAGGACACCCAGAAACUUACAAAAGAUCAUCGAAAGAUAAUGAAUGAUCUUGUUGAUGCUGUCAAUUCAAAAAUUGUUUUCAAGUUUGUAGACUACGAUCCUUAUGUUGGCAAGUUUAAAGGCCGCUUUUGUGAAUCUGGUGUGGACGAGUCAACAGUUGAAAGCAACACAAGAACUGGUCUAAUGUUCUACGAGCUCAAUACUUGGGACCCCCUCGGCCGCAAUCCCUGGAAACGAAGCCAGGACAACCCCUUGGAAGGAACAUUUGAGGGCGAUAUGAACAUAUUGGCCCAAAUCACACUUUUGAUGGAUCCGGAUGCCAAGUUAACAGACCAGGCUUUAAUCUCCGGGAUUUCGGCCGAUUCUCUUCCCACGUCUGACGUGGUGCCAUUCAGCACUGCCGCGGUUCCUGAUGUAGAAAUUCCCAACAUCCUGCCAGACGGAUACGGGCGCGUGUUUCAUCCUCAGAUUCUGCUUCAUGGGCUCAUUGCCGAGCGGGUUAUCUAUGAAAUAGUCAAUAAGAACGAGCAGGAUAAUGGGUUUCCAGCAAUCCCAGAGAAAUUGACAUUCGACUCAUGCCCUAACUUUCCUUCAUCAAAUUCAUCAAAUGGCCAGCAAAUCGCGGUAGCGUCGUACAUCAAUCCGCUCGCAGACCCGGCAGCAUGGGAUCGGCUGAUUAACUAUCCUACCAAGAAGAUGCCUAUAUUAGUUGCCAACGUCGUGAAUGGCCCUGAUUCUGCCGUUGACAAGACAUGGGCGGACGUGAUAGAUCGAGCUUCAGCCUCUGGUAAAACAGUCCUCGGCUACGUGCGGACUGGAUACCUUGGGGUGAGCGCUCAGAAAUUUACCACCCGGCUAGGCUCAGGCAGCCUGGCAGACUGGACGGCGCAGAUUGAGGAAGAUAUUGAUAUGUGGUACACGCUUUACGGUAGCAGCAUGGGGGGCAUAUUUUUCGACGAGGGUUGGCCUGAAUGUGGCGACAACGAUAAAUACGUGGACCUAUACAAAUAUAUCAACGACUACACCAAACGUGCCCAUCCCGGCGCAUAUACCGUCCUAAAUCCCGGGUCACCCAUGGCGUCUUGUUUCGAGGAUACGAUGGACACGCUCCUGACUUUCGAGUUGUCUUAUGACGCAUACAUGAAUUCCUACACACCUAAUGAUUGGACAGCAAAGGACCCGCGCAAAAUCUGGCAUAUCGUAUACAGCGUGCCUGAAUCUGCGGUUGGUAAGGUUACCAAGUUAGCUAAAGAACGUGGAGCUGGCUUCAUUCAGCUCACAGAUGACACUCUACCCAAUCCAUACGACACUCUGUCAGGUGUCUCCUACGUCAAGAGCAUGAUGGGUGGAAUCAAGGGUGGUUCCCUGUUGAACAAUCCUGCCUCACCCUGGACAUCUGGAAGCACGGCAGCAGCGGUGUCUGGACUGUCGGCAUCGACCUCCGACUAUACGUCUGCUAAAUUGUCCUGGGACGCGGCCUCUGAUGCUCUUGGCUAUCACGUGUACUUAGGCGAUAAACUUGUUGCAAGUGUUCCCAGCUCAAUGACUGCAAUAACCAUUGGCGGUCUCGGGUCAGGAGCUAGCCAUGCUUUCCACGUCAGCGCAGUUGGAGGAGGUGGUCAUAUAGGCACCUCUUCCAAUACAGUUACAGUCAAGACCAAAUCCUUGCCGAACGGGAAGACCAUCACCAAAUACCACUCCUCUCCUGGGGCAGAUUCGACCACUAUCCAGGCGGACAUUCUUGUCCCUUACGCUUUUAUCCGCCUCUAUAUCUGGAGCUCGGUGGGAUGUGAGUUCGACACCGAUCCGGGAUGGAGCGUCAACUUCAAAAUCGAUGAGUACGUCUGCACCCACUACAUGGUCGAGGGCACCACGCUAUACAAAUACAGUGGCACCCUUCCUAAAGGCUCCACAGCCCCACCGUGGGCGUGGUCGGAGGUCGGACCCAUUACUCUUGAUAUCACGAAGUACACUUAUACGUGGACAUUGCCCCUAGGAACUUCUAAGAUUGACACGAGCAAAUUCGUCAUCCAGGCACAGGGCUACAAUCCUUUAACCAAUGUCUUUGAACCAGAUCCCAGUGCCUAUGAUUGCAAGGGUUCAUCCAUGUGCACGACCCCGGAUCUGUUGAAGUGGUGCGACCACGCUGUCAAUACUCUGCAACGAUAUGAUGACCCCUUCUAUCAUGCUGUGUCUGAGUGGGUUCUCUUCCGUUUUCAGUCAUUGCUAUUUCUUCUAUGCUGA